Messenger RNA from Cylicocyclus nassatus, 1308 nucleotides. The record is from the annotation of a GenBank genome assembly. NCBI's taxonomy places the organism in Eukaryota, Metazoa, Nematoda, Chromadorea, Rhabditida, Strongylidae.
AUGCUGCAUGAUUUACUAUUGAUGUUAGCGAUCUCGGCUCAGGCUAUCACUGCCGAACCUAUCUGCGAAUAUAAUGCAAAUCAGCGGAAGAGUAUCAUGAAAGAUCUUUUGGAGGAUUAUGAUAAGACGAUGGUUCCGUCAAACAAUUCUGUGGAUGUUAGUGUUGAAUUGACUGUACAGGAUAUAUCGUCAAUAUCCGAAAUGACUGGCUCAUUUAUAGCAGAUGUGUGGUUCAGUCAAGUGUGGACGGAUCCUCGACUGGCAUACAAAAACAUCUCUUGCAAAUCCAACUUAUCCUUGGACAGCUAUGUCAGCGAACGACUGUGGACACCUAAUGUUUGUUUUGUGAAUAGCAAAAGCACACAAGUGCAUAAAUCCCCGUCUUCGAAUAUUUUGUUGAUCAUAUAUCCCAAUGGUACCGUAUGGCUGAACUAUCGAGUGCAGGUGUCUGCUCCGUGUAGUUUCGAACUUUCACGAUUUCCUAUAGAUGCGCAAGAAUGUACAUUAGUAUUCGAAUCGUAUUCGUACAAUAUAGCAGAGGUGCGGUUAAAUUGGCAAGAAUGGGCACCUGUUACAAUGCCACCGUCUGAAGAUUUUCGCUUACCAGAUUUUCAAUUUUAUAAUGUCACUUGGGGGAAAGUUGUGAACGAAUAUACGGCUGGAAUGUGGGAUCAGCUGAAAGUAACUUUCCGGUUCAAACGUCUUUACGGCUACUAUGUGCUCCAGAUGUACCUCCCCACUUAUUUAUCAGUAUUUAUCUCUUGGAUUGCUUUUUGGAUUGACACUAGAGCACUGCCAGCUCGCAUCACUCUAGGGGUAUCUUCUCUCAUGGCUCUCACUUUUCAGUUCGGUAACAUUGUCAAAAACCUACCUCGAGUCUCAUUUGUCAAGGCUAUCGACCUCUGGUUUUUCGUUUGUGUUGCCUUUAUCUUCUUUUCUUUGGUUGAAUUAGCUGUGGUAGGAUUUGUGGACAAAAUAACUGAAAUAAAACGGCGAGCGGCAAGGAUAAGACUUCACAGAAUGCAAAGUGGUAGCACAUUGAAAAAGCCAAAGUCUCCAACAGAUUCCAUCCGCAAUUUGCGUUAUCCAGCAAACAAUAACGCUGACGAAGCAUGGUAUCAUAUGAACGGAGGUGAAAAUGGUUUCAUAAAGCCACAAGAAAGUCAUCAUACCCAAGGAUAUUCUUCUGGUGUCAAUCUGGAAACCGGAGCCAGAGUGGAUGCCAUAGCCGCUAAGGCUUUCCCGGCUAUGUUUGCUGCUUUCAAUAUAUUUUAUUGGUGGUACUACCUAAGCAGAGAGCGAGGUUGA